Micropterus salmoides (largemouth bass) is the source of this 804-nucleotide messenger RNA. RefSeq names its product saccharopine dehydrogenase b (gene sccpdhb). The transcript is spliced from 11 exons. Gene Ontology annotation, cellular component: mitochondrion; lipid droplet; plasma membrane. The record is from RefSeq and is a predicted model, not a curated record. Gene Ontology annotation, biological process: glycolipid biosynthetic process. NCBI's taxonomy places the organism in Eukaryota, Metazoa, Chordata, Actinopteri, Centrarchiformes, Centrarchidae.
AUGAUUAAGUCUAGUCUCCUGCAGUGUGCAAGCAGCUACGUCAUGAUGGAAUCGCUGGCCAUCAUGUGCCAACAAGGCCUGGUGAUUCUCAACUGUGUGGGACCUUACAGAUUUUAUGGUAAACCAGUUGUCAAAGCUUGCAUAGAAAAUGGAGCUCACUACUUGGACAUUUGUCGGGGGCCCCAGGGAGAAACAACAAUGUCCAUUAAUAUAUUUUUUAGGGGUCGAUUCAAUGUGAUUGUAUCUGUGUAUUUCUUUGAUAUUUUCUUUAUUGCUGUCCCAAAGGCCUUGGACAGAGGAGUGGAUGUGAUUGGCAGCUGUGGCUUCGACUCCAUACUGUCAAACCUGGGUCUUACACAGAGGCAGUUCAAAGGAACACUGACAGCUGUGGAGAGCUUCCUGAAAAUUAACAGCACAGUGCAGGAUGUGAGUAAUCACAGACGUGAUGCUACUUGGCAGUCUGCUGUGUAAGGCUUCGUAGACAGCUGAUCCAUCCGCCAGCUUAGGAAGAAGUUUGGCCACAAGCCGCUGCCAGUGGUGGGAGCCAAAGUCAAGAAGAGAGGUUUUAUAUUUUUCAGCUGCCAGAUCAAGCAGUAUGCCAUCCCAUUUAUGCUUGUUAGUUACUGUGCCUAUUUCAGGAUUGGUGGCCUCUUCUCAGUAGUUAAGCUCUUCUGUGGCGGCCUGCUCUUCUGGUUCUUUGUCAGAUUCAGCCUGGGCAUGAAACUCCUCACUACAUUCCCAUCACUCUUCACCUUUGGCUUGUUCACCAAGUCUGGUCCAAACAUGAAGCAGGCUGCCAUCUAG